CGAGGCAGAAAAGCUCUCUCUCUCUCUCCCUCCCUCCCCUCGCUGAGGCACGGCACGGCGCACUAUUUUAGGCCGCCACCAUCUCUCACAAAACGGAACGGGAGGUAUCUUAAGCUCCAAUUCAUUGGCGCGCUCGCGAGAGGGCGCACUGCACCUUGCUUAGAAACCACUUGAUCGCAGCCUCUCCUUGGCUGCUGCUCAGCUUCUCUCUCUCUCUCUCUCUCUCUCUCUCUCUCUCUCUCUCUCUCUCUCUCUCUCUCUCUCUCUCUCUCUCUCUCUCUCUCUCUCUCUCUCUCUCUCUCUCCCUCUCUCCUCACCGGAGCGUGCAGGCGGAUCUUGGUACGCACGCUUCCCCAUAUAUACCCCCCCCCCCGGUCAUACAUAGAGCGAACCACAGGCAGCCACCGAUUGGGGAGGAGCGCGCACCCGCCGAUCGCCAUUGCAAGUGGCAACGGCCACCGACGUUGCCCCGCCUUCUAAUUUGUCGCCGUCGUCGGAGUAGACAGAGAGGGGAGGAUCCGAGAAUGGGACGGCUCUCCUGCGGCGGCGGCGUGCAGCCCAAGCUCCGCAAGGGGCUCUGGUCGCCCGAGGAAGACGAGAAGCUGUACAAUCACAUCAUCCGCCACGGCGUCGGCUGCUGGAGCUCCGUCCCCAAGCUCGCAGGGCUGCAGCGCUGCGGCAAGAGCUGCCGCCUGCGGUGGAUCAACUACCUCCGCCCCGACCUGAAGCGCGGCAGCUUCUCGCAGCAGGAGGAGGACCUCAUCCUCGCGCUCCACGAGAUCCUCGGGAACAGGUGGUCGCAGAUCGCGUUGCACCUGCCGGGGCGGACGGACAACGAGAUCAAGAACUUCUGGAACAGCUGCCUCAAGAAGAAGCUCCGGCAGCGCGGCAUCGACCCGAGCACGCACAAGCCCAUCGCCGGCGCCGGCGCCGCGGAGGCGGGCGCGGCAUUGCCGGACGCCCGGGACCACGACCACAAGCCCGCCGCCGCCGCCGGGGACUCCGACGACGGCCUCGCCCAGAAGCAGCCGGCCGUGUUCGACCCGUUCCCGCUGGCCGACUUCGGCUUCGACCUGGGCGCGGCCGGCGUGGCGGCAUUGUACUGCGGCCCGUACGACGACGGCGUCGGCAAGGCGUCCCCGGACGCCGGCGGGUUCGUCGCCGACUACAGCAGCGUUCUGGACGUGUCGGAGAACCUGGGGUACGGGGAGAGCUCCAGCAACAGCAGCAACUGGACCUGCGCCGAGAUGAGCAGCGCGGUGCUCGACAGCGAGGUGCUGCACUGGGCCUCCGGCGGCGGCGGCGCCGCGAAGCCGGAGCCGUACACGGAGCUGGAGCGGCAGCAGCACAGCGGAGGCUACGGCGGCGGGGAGCAGGCGGUGGACGACGACGACACGCUGGAGCACAAGUUCUCGCUGCCCUGCGGCCAAGAGCAGAGCCUGGCGCAUUUCGACUUCACCUUGGAAUACUUCUGAUCUUUUCUCUCUCUCGUUUGCCCUUCAUUCACCUUUGCCUCCCUGAACUAUCGAUCCAUUCCCCAACGUUUUACACACAAGAGGAAGAAAGAAGCAUUGGAAGAUUAGGGAUUGCACUUAGUAGUAACCACUAUGUUAAUUUCCUCUAGCCCACACCACACUCCUUUUUUUUCCCCAUACCUUUUCUGUAUACCCUGCUUCUGCUUGGUCAGAAGAACAGACAGACAGUGAGUGGUAGAUACGAGAAUAUUGUGUACGUACUAUAAACAAAGAUUUUUUUUCCUGUAAAGAAUAAAUUAAUUAAACCUGCAGUUGUGUUGUGUACUACUA
Messenger RNA from Panicum virgatum (switchgrass), 1805 nucleotides. Its product is annotated as myb-related protein Hv33-like. The record is from RefSeq and is a predicted model, not a curated record. Gene Ontology annotation, biological process: regulation of stomatal movement. The transcript is spliced from 3 exons. NCBI's taxonomy places the organism in Eukaryota, Viridiplantae, Streptophyta, Magnoliopsida, Poales, Poaceae. Bases 525 to 1475 code for a protein of 316 amino acids.